Molecule: messenger RNA, 1506 nt
Organism: Nymphaea colorata (pocket water lily)
Lineage: Eukaryota; Viridiplantae; Streptophyta; Magnoliopsida; Nymphaeales; Nymphaeaceae
Product: NAD(P)H-quinone oxidoreductase subunit 2 A, chloroplastic-like
Source: RefSeq, a predicted model, not a curated record
AUGAUCUGGCAUGUCCAAAAUGAAAACUUCAUUCUCGAUUCUAUGAGAAUUUUUAUGAAAGUGUUUCAUUUGCUUUUGUUCAAUGGAAGCUUUAUUUUCCCAAAAUGUAUCAUAAUUUUUGGCCUAAUUCUUCUUCUUACAAUCGAUUUAACCUCUAAUCAAAAAGAUGCACAUUGGUUAUAUUUCAUCUCUUCCACAAUUUUAGUGAUGAGCAUAACCGCCUUAUUGUUCUGAUGGAGAGAAGAACCGAUGAUUAGCUUUUCGGGAAAUUUCCAAACAAACAAUUUUGACAAAAUCUUUCAAUUCCUUAUCUUACUAUGUUCAACUUUAUGUAUUCCUCUAUCUGUAGAGUACAUUGAAUGUACAAAAAUGGCUAUAACAGAGUUUUUGUUUUUUGUAUUAACAGCUACUUUUGGAGAAAUGUUUUUAUGUGGAGCUAACGAUUUAAUAACUAUCUUUGUAGCUCCAGAAUGUUUUAGUUUUUGCUAUUACCUAUUAUUUGGAUAUACCAAGAGAGAUGUACACUCUAAUGGGGCUAUUACGAAAUGUUUGUUCAUGGGUAGGGCCUGCUCUUCUAUUCUGGUUUAUGGUUUCUCUUGGCUAUAUGGUUCAUCCGGGGCAGAGAUCAAGCUUCAAGAAAUAGUGAAGUAUAAUUCUCCAAGAAUUUCGAUUGUGCAUAUAUCCAUCAAUAUAGGAAUUGGGUUCAAACUCUCCCCACCCCCUUUUCAUCAAUGAACUCAUGGAGUAUACGAAGGAGUGCCCACUUCAGUAGUUGCUUUUCUUUUUGUUACUUUGAAAGCAGUUGCUUCAGCUUCAGCCACUCGAAUUUCCUAUAUUUCUUUCUAUUUCUAAUCGAAUGAAUGGCAUCUUCUUCUAGAAAUCCUAGUUAUUCUUAGCAUGAUAUUGGGAAACUCAUUGUUAUUCUCAAACAACAUGAAAUGUAUGCUUGCAUAUUCGUCCAUAGGUCAAAUCGGAUAUGUAAUUAUUGAAAUAAUUGUUGGAGACUCAAAUGAUGGAUAUCCAAGCAUGAUAACUUAGUUGUGCUAUAUCUCCAUGAAUCUAGGAACUUUUCCUUGCAUUGUAUUAUUUGCUACUGAAACUGAUAACAUUUGGGAUUGUGUAAGAUUAUACACGAAAGAUCCUUUUUUUGCUCUUUCUUCAGCCCUAUGUCUCCUAUCCCUAGGGGAUAUUCCUCCAUUAGCAGGUUUUUUUUUUUUUUGAAAACUCUAUUUAUUUAGGUUUGAAUGGCAGGUCUGCCUAUAUUUCUUGGUUUCAAUAGGACUCCUUACGAGCAUUGUUUCUAUCUACAAUCAUCUAAAAAUAAUCAAGUUAUUAAUGGCUGGACGAAAUGAAGAAUUAACUCCAUACGUGCAAAAUUAUAGAAGAUCUCCUUUAAGGUCAAACAAUUCCAUAGAAUUGAGUAUGAUUAUAUGUGUAGUAGCAUCUACUAUACCAGAGAUAUCAAUGAACCCACUUAUUGUAAUUGUUGAGGACACCCUCUUUUAG